Closterium sp. NIES-67 is the source of this 346-nucleotide messenger RNA. NCBI's taxonomy places the organism in Eukaryota, Viridiplantae, Streptophyta, Zygnematophyceae, Desmidiales, Closteriaceae. The record is from the annotation of a GenBank genome assembly.
CGGUCGAGCUCGUGGGGAGUGUACGUGGCCGAUUGAGAAGUCUUAGUGACAUGGAGGGGUGCAAGCUCUACAAGGCGAAGACGUACCCGUUGGACGACGAGAUGCGCCUGGCGCGCAUUUCUCUGCAGUCACAGCAGUUUCAGCAUCCUUUCUACAUCUUCGCAACCACAGCCACAGCAAGUUCAGCAACAGCAACAACAGCAACAGCAACAACAGCAACAACAGCAACAGCAGCAACAACAACAACAACAACAACAACAACAACAGCAACAGCAACAACAGCCGGGCAUUGUCUUUCAGCCUCCAAAUUUACUUAACAAUACUCAAAUCAAGACAACCAUACCUU